Messenger RNA from Brugia pahangi, 555 nucleotides. The record is from the annotation of a GenBank genome assembly. Lineage: Eukaryota; Metazoa; Nematoda; Chromadorea; Rhabditida; Onchocercidae.
AUGACAGAAUUGGAAAACGAAAUUACGACUAACUGUGCAUACGAUGUGCUAAAUUCAAUAAACGGUGAGUCGGUAAAAUAUGCAAAUGUUGGCGAUCGGCUAAUUCAUAAAUGGAGUUGUGAAUCAGAUAAGUACGGCAUGCUUGUUCAUUCAUGUUUCGUUUAUGAAUCUGAUAGUGACACUUUCCAGCUUGUCGAUAAUCAAGGUUGUAUCACAGAUCAUACAUUAAUGGAUCCAUUGCACUAUAGUGAUAGUCUCACAUUAGCAUAUUCAGUGAUACCAGCAUUCAAAUUUGUUGAUAAACUUACUAUUCGUUUUCAAUGCAAAGUGGCACUCUGUAUUAAAGCGCAAAAUGGCUGUGAAGGCAUUUCGCCACCCAAAUGCGAAUAUCUUUCGACCUUAACAUCAAUUUCUAAACAUUCAAUUUCCAAAUCUCCUUCUCCUAUACUUUCAAAUAUUUUGCAAUCAUCAUUGCCUCAAAAUAUCGAAUCGUUAUGCGAGGGUAUGGUACAAUAUAAGUUAAUUAUAGCUAAUUUAAAAGCUUAUCAAAUUUAA